Closterium sp. Naga37s-1 is the source of this 4173-nucleotide messenger RNA. The record is from the annotation of a GenBank genome assembly. NCBI's taxonomy places the organism in Eukaryota, Viridiplantae, Streptophyta, Zygnematophyceae, Desmidiales, Closteriaceae.
CUGGAUCGCAUACGAGGGCGGCCAGGCUCGCCAGCACUGUGCGCGGGUGGAGGGCGCCUCGCCGCCAUGUACCGCCCCACCCACCACGCCUCCCGCACGGAUCGCCUUUCUCCGCCUGCUGAUCUGUCGCCCUUCGCGGAAGACUCGGAACAGCAGCUCCUUGGCGGCCCAUCGGGCGGAUCAGGUGGAUGCGGACCGCCAGCCCACGGGGGCACGGCCAAGGAGCCCGCAUUGCCUCGAUGCACCGCUGUCUUUGGUGAAUCGGGCCUCGUGCCGCCUGCGCCGCCCACGGCCGCCGCGUUCUCGUUGGACGACUCGGAUCUCGCCAGCGUCGUCAGCGAGAGCUGGACCAAAUGCGCAGCGUCGCGCCGCCUCGCCUCCGUGGCCCCUUCUGCACUGCCCGCGCAAACCGUGCCGCAUUCUGUAGGGAACGCGUCGUCCGCGCCCUCGGCCACUGCGCCGCCGGGCCUGCCCGGAUCGCUUUCGUCCGGCAGCCUUUGCGGCCGCUUCGCAGCGUGGGGGUGCGCCGAUCCACUCUUCGCGUUCGAGCGCGGCGCGCUGCUGGUGGGGGAGAGCGGGAUAUCGCACGCUGCAGAAACUUCGUUUCGCGCGCGUUUUCCUCGCGCCCAUCCGUCCGCGCAAGCGUCGGCGGGAUAUGGUAUGGCGCGCGGAAGUAGCGCGAGCAGCAUCAGCACGAGCUGCCAGCACUCGGCGCUCCACCAGCGGGCGAUCUCGCCGUCCGCCACGGCGGGGCACGUCGCGGACUGCUUAGAGCGCACGGCGGACAGCGUGGGCGCGCGCCAAGGGCAAGGGGGAACGGCGGAAGGGCGUGACGGAAGAGUUGUCGCAGGUGGCGGAAGCAGCAGCGGGGGGAAGAGGCGGUGGGGCGGCCCCUCAUCGAGCUCUGUGCUCAUCGGCGCUAGCUCCGUGCACCGCGCGAACAACCGUCCCGCCUCCGCCGUACACGCGGUGGCGUCAGUGGCGGCGGGGUGGGAGGAAGCGAUGGGAGAGGCGGAUGAGGAAGGCAUGGGGGAGGCGAUGGGAUGCUGGGCGGAAGGGAUGGGAGAAGCGGAGCGGGCGGAGGGCGCGCGCGAGGAGGACAUGGAGGAGGGCUUCGAGCUGUCGGAGUACCUCAGCCUGCCCGACGACCUCGCGUGGUGCGCGUGGCCCGCCUGCGACCAAGUCGCCGUCUCCCGCGCCGUCAACCCCGCCGGCAUGUCCGCCGGGCUAGGAGACGUCGCUGACGGCGCCGUCGAGGGCGGCGAGCCGCAGCCGAACAGCUUCUGUCGCGCGCACCAGGCGCUGACGUCGGAUGCGCGCGUGCGCGGCGGGUGUCUCAUGUCGCUGCUAGCGCGCAUGGACGGCGACGGGGCGCACGCCCACCAGCCGCCCGCCUCCGGCCAAUUCUCCGCUCCCCGUUCCGCGCAUUCUCCCGCGCCCUUUGCCGCGCCCAUCGUCACUGCCGAGUCAUCGCCGCGCCAGCGGCUUCAGCAGCUUUCACCGCCGCCCUUCGCCCGCGCGGAUGCGGCUUGCGGGGACGAGGCGGCGGCGCUGCUGCAGCGAGCGGACGUGGUGGCGGGACUGGGUGCGGGAACGGCGCCAGUGGCAGCGGAAAGGAGCGUCGCUGGGGCUGAGGCGCGCGGAUGCCUGCAGGGGGCGGUGGAUGGCGCGAGUGGCGAGGGGGCGGCGGCGGAGGGCUUGUUCUGGGCGGCACUGCCAGACAUGUUGCAGUGGGUGUGUGGGUUGUGCUUUCAUGCCCUACAUUCAUCCCCCAUCUCCCCUUCCCCUCUUUGCCCCCCAUCGACUCCCAUCGAUUCCCCCUCGCCCCUUCCCCCCUCCGCAGCGUGGUUCCGCGGGUUGGAUGUGUGGGAGGACGCACAGCCGGCGCAGCAGGGCGGCAGGGAGGGAGCCGAGGGACCUGCAGGGGAGGAGGGGCAGGGCGCGCGUGCUUGCUGGGAUGGGGAGUUGGGGAAUGGAGAGGGGGACGGUGGAGUGACGGGCGCGAAGGGGCGAGCCCGAGGGCGGGGAGUAAUGGCGGAGGCGUGGAGUGGGGAGUGCGGGGCAAUGGAUUUGCAGGCAGGAGCGGAGUGGGCGGAUGUAGGGGCAGCAGGGGCGGUUGGGAGCGGUGGUUCGAGUGAGGAGCACAUGCAGUGGCAGGUGGAGGCGCAUGAGGGCGGGCAGGGGCUGCAUGCUGCACGCCUGCGCGGUCAAGGGGCAGCAGAGUCGCCCCGCGCAGCACCACGUGCAGCGGCGGCACAUGCAGCAGUUGGGGAUGGAGAAAGAAAACAACUGCCUGCAAUGCCUGCUGCUGCACUUCCCGCUGCGUUCCCGCUCGCUGCUUCUCCUCCAUCGGCCGCUGCUGCCCCCCUCCCCGCCUCGCCUGCUGCCGCGGGUGGUGGUGCGGGCGGGCCAAGCAGCGCUGCUCUGCGCGGUGCGGAGAGGCGUGAGAGGCGGCAGCGCAGCAGCAGAGCGGCGGCAGCAGCAGCAGCAGCAGCAGCUGGGGCAGGCGCGGGAGGCAAGACGGGUGCAGGUGCGGCACGGCAAGUGUCUGGCGCGGCCACUGUGGGGGCACAUGCAGGAGGGGGGGCGGACGGCAGUGGGGCAGUGGCCGGGGGCACAAGGGCGGAUGCAGGUGCAGCAGGAGUUGGUGGUGGGGCAGGCGGGGCCAGGUUCGUGCCGUAUCACUUGUGGCAUCAACCUGCCGCUCCCCUCAUGCCCCCCAUGCUCUUCGUGCAGCCGCCCUUCCCGCCUCCGCACAUGCCCUUCCCGCAAGCAGGUGCGGCAUCAGCAGUGAUGGGUGGGAGCGUGGCAGGGGCCAUGCACCCUCUCCAUCACAGCGGCAACAGCGUGGCACUUGUACAUGGGGCUGCCAGCCCCAGGAUGUUCUCCGCACUCCCUGCUGCUCUUGCCACUCCGCCCUCUGCGCCCGCCACCACCGCCCCUGCUGCUGCUGCGCCAUCCGCAGCUCCUACUGCCCUUACCCCACCACCCGUCUGCUCUGCCCACGCACCACCCGUUCUCGGGCCCGACCCCUCGCACAUGCACCAUCUCCUCUUCCCACCGUCGCCUGCGCUGUACCCCGCGCCCCCCUCGCUGCACCCCACGUGUGCAGCGCGGUCCGCAGCGGCCAUGAUGAUGGCGGCCGCCACUGCCACGGCCAUGGCGCGGCGCCGCCACCUGCUGGGGCUGGCGGGCGAGCCGGUCAUGAAGAGGAAGCGCGGGCGCCAGAAAAAGCCGCCGCCUCGCAAUGGACCGUGCGGGGCCACCACCAACCUGAGGCGCAUUGUGCCCAGAGCGGAGGGGGAGGAGGCGCGCGAUGAGGGGGGGGCAGGGGCAGAUGCUGGUGAAGUAGGGGGGGGUGCAGGGGGCAGCAGGGGCAAGGCUGCAGGUGGAAGUGGGUCAGGUGGGGGCUCAAGCGUGGUGGCAGGAGGGGCAGCUGCGCAGGGACCAGCAGUCAGUGGUGGUAGUGGUGGAGGGGGGAGGAUAAGAGCAGACAAGGUGGGGCGUGUGCUGUCAGCGGCAUUUGGAGGGGGGGUGGGGUGUGCGCCUGUGGUAGGGCCCGUGUUCAUGCCUCGGGCUUAUGUGCCCUUCCCUCUCACCUUCCAUGCCAUGCCACAGGCCAUGCAUAGAGAGGCGAUCCCCUCGCCCUUCAACCACCUUGCUGUGCCUACUGCCACCGCUGCCGCCACUGGUGCUGCCAGCGAUGACGCUGCUGCUGCACUGGUUGCUGCGGUCGCUAAUGCUGCAUCCCCUUGUGCUACAGCAGCAGCUGCUGCGGCUUCUGUGCACACAGUUAGCUCUCUUGCUUCCCCUCCUGUGCAUGCUGCUCCUCAUGACAGCAUCGGCAGUGGCGCGGCGUUAGCAGCACCAGGCAGCAAUGGUGCGGGUGGGGUUGACCGUAUGGCUGCUGCACCUGCACCAGGUGCACCCAACUGUGCUCCACAACCUGCGCUCUCAUCUGCUGGGCCCCCUUUUUCUAUGACUCCGCCUCCCGGACCUUUUAUGCCUGGCUUUCCUGCCGCAGCCACUGCAGCGUCAGUCUCUGCAGAGGACAGUGAAGGUCGAGUGCAUGGGGCAAGGCUGGUUUCGAGAAUUUUGGAGAUGAGAGGAGUGGAUGCAGAGGAUUGUGUUGCUGGCAUGCAUCACCGGAAGCUUGCUAAGGUGGAACAAUGA